AUGCCUACCCUGAUUCAUCCCAAACCCAAUUCAUUUUCAAACCCCAAAAUUUCUCGACAUCUUCCUUCUUCUCUCUCUCUCUUUGCCACCGACAAUACCCACCCACCCUCACUCUGUACCCUCUCUUCUAACGUCGCUAUAUAUGGCGAUCCUGCUCUGCCACGUGCAACGGCACAGCAAGGCACCGCUGCUGCUGCCAGCAGUGGCGCCUGGCUUUUCCGCCGUCGCUACUGCGGUGGGGCUUGCAAAAAUACAAGCGAACCAGGUGGUGGUGCUUGCAACAGCGGUAAUCAACUCUCAGAGGCCGUCGAACAAUCUGGUGGUGAUUUCAGGCUGCGUUGUUCAAUCGAUACAGAUAUAGAGGACAUGGAAGAUAGUGGAGCUGUCAAAUUAGACAUGGGUGACGGUGACAAUGACGAUCGCUACAUGCGUAAUCUACAUCACCGUUGUGCAGCGCGCCUUGCAGCGCGCAUAGGUGAUACCAUUGAGAAGAUUAAGAAAGCCGUAGAUGAAGGCAAUUACUUUGUGGCUCAACAGAUGUACAAAUCUUUUAGUGCUAGAUAUACUGCAGCCGGGAGGUAUUUGGACGCCUUGAAUAUUCUGCAAUCCGGUGCUUGCUUGCAAUUAGUUAGGCUCCUUAGCAGAGCUUCAAAGACAUUAUGA
Molecule: messenger RNA, 663 nt
Organism: Fraxinus pennsylvanica
Lineage: Eukaryota; Viridiplantae; Streptophyta; Magnoliopsida; Lamiales; Oleaceae
Source: the annotation of a GenBank genome assembly